CUGUCCCACCCACAUUGAGGUGUCGUUUCCUGGUGGUGGCAGGCAGGCAAUAGAACGAGACUUCCAGGCGAGCCGACGUUAUCCCAACGCUAUAAACAAAAGUUAACUCAACGCUCCGCGCUCAACGACGCUUUCGGCGAAAAGACAUGCAUAUCAAGACAGGUACAUGGGAAGCCAGUAAUAUUGUUUGCGAGUCCGAUCCCUUGUGCGACCCAGCAGUCCUCGUUGCAACCACCAACCCAGAGCCACACAUCCGAAACCGCCGCCUGUCACCUGGUUCCGGCCACUGCGGCGGGGGAGGAGGCGGAGGCUGCAUCUCUGGAGGAGAGUCCCGGCAUCUCUCCCCCGACCCGGACCUGAACGGACCGGGCCACGUGCACGCCUUUGGCUUCCGCAAGGAAAAGGAGCGCAAAGGCCUGCAGCAGCACAAGGGCCGCAGCCUUCGCCGAGAGGUCGGCCAGAAGGGGUUCAACCGCUCGCAAAAGGUGAACCAGAAGGAGAGGUGGGUGGAGGACAGUCUGUCGCUCCUUAAGCCCCCGCCUGCCUUCCCGGUGCAGGACAGCCCCGCCAAGCUGCAGCCCACCGUCAGCUACGCCUCCAAGGUGAAAGCCAAAACGGCCAGCGGCAUUCUGGAGGACGACCGCCCCGCCAUCGGCGUCCUGCUCCAAAACCAAUGGGGGCUCAGUUUCAUCAGCGAGACCAGACCCGUCGCAGAGGGCGCCAACCCUCAUCCCGCCGCCCCCGACUCCCCCGCACCUCAACCUACAGACACGCAAGCGCCAGUAGAACCGCCACUCGUAAUCCAUCCCCCUGAAGAAACCCCCAGACCUUUCACUACCUCCACCGCCUCGGCUACACACUCGGAGCUGGACGAGCACAACGGGGAGAUGCUACUCAGUUGUCGCCACCUCGUGGAGGCUCUGAAUUUCCACAAUAGAGAAUGGAAUGCAAUCUGCAACCAACAGAAAAAAGAUCCAAAAAGAGUUGUGUGGUACAAGGACUUCCAGGAGCACCCAGCCUAGCAGCGCAUGGAACCCCAAAGCAUAUCCAGACCGACACACAAACACACACACACAAUCAACACGCGCCUUCAUGCACAUUACGACACCUAACGACGGACGAUUCUUGGAGUCCCCUCUCACACGCUGCACUCAGGAUGAUGUCUUCAUGCAAAGCCACACUGAGACACUUUGGACUAACUCCUUUUCGAGAUCUUACAGCAAUGAACGUUAUUAUUUUUAAUCGCCUUAUUGAAAAGUCUGCCUUAAGUAAUCAGACCGUUUCCCCCCUUUUUUUUUUUUUGAAAGUUGCUGUUUUAACCAACUGUGUCCCAUGUAAAGCGUGUGGUCAAUCAAGCACUUUGUUUAAAGAUGAAUCUGUUAUUAGCAAUGGCCGUGCGAGAAAGUCAUGUACGGUGUUUAAUUCUUUUUUCCCCACCUCCCCAAUUCUACGUGAGGCGUGGCGUCUUAUACCUACUCGAGUUUCUACUCUUAAUGUUUUUUUUUCGGUUUACAGAGGGGUGUAUUCAAAGGCACAGUAGAAUUCCCCCUUUAGCCUGUUGGAUCUUAAUGCUGUCCCCCCCCUCCCCCAAGAGACCCC
This is a messenger RNA of Syngnathus typhle (broad-nosed pipefish), 1599 nucleotides long. RefSeq lists its product as uncharacterized. Bases 147 to 1022 code for a protein of 291 amino acids. Lineage: Eukaryota; Metazoa; Chordata; Actinopteri; Syngnathiformes; Syngnathidae. The record is from RefSeq and is a predicted model, not a curated record. Gene Ontology annotation, molecular function: RNA binding. The transcript is spliced from 4 exons. Gene Ontology annotation, cellular component: nucleoplasm; cytoplasmic stress granule.